AAAAAGGAUAAGCACUCUCGGGUCUCGCUACCAAGAUGACCAAGAAAAGAAGGAAUAAUGGUCGUGCCAAAAAGGGCCGCGGCCACGUGCAGCCUAUUUGCUGCACCAACUGCGCCCGUUGUGUGCCCAAGGAUAAGGCCAUUAAGAAGUUCGUUAUACGGAACAUAGUAGAGGCUGCCGCCGUCAGGGACAUUUCCGAAGCGAGCGUCUUCGACGCCUAUGUGCUUCCCAAGCUGUAUGUGAAACUACAUUAUUGUGUGAGUUGUGCCAUUCACAGCAAGGUAGUCAGGAAUCGCUCUCGUGAAGCACGGAAGGACCGAACACACCCACCCUGAUUUAGACCUGCAGGUGCUGCCCCACGACCUCCACCAAAGCCCAUGUAAGGAGCUAAGUCCUUAAGGACUGAAGAAAAGCUGUUCUCCAGAAAAAAAAUAAAUGGCGAUUACACUUCAAAAAAAAAAAAAAAAA
Zalophus californianus (California sea lion) is the source of this 468-nucleotide messenger RNA. RefSeq names its product 40S ribosomal protein S26-like. NCBI's taxonomy places the organism in Eukaryota, Metazoa, Chordata, Mammalia, Carnivora, Otariidae. The transcript has a single exon. The coding region runs from base 36 to 335 and encodes 99 amino acids. Gene Ontology annotation, biological process: translation. Gene Ontology annotation, molecular function: mRNA binding; structural constituent of ribosome. The record is from RefSeq and is a predicted model, not a curated record. Gene Ontology annotation, cellular component: ribosome; cytosolic small ribosomal subunit.